Molecule: messenger RNA, 12024 nt
Organism: Spirometra erinaceieuropaei
Lineage: Eukaryota; Metazoa; Platyhelminthes; Cestoda; Diphyllobothriidea; Diphyllobothriidae
Source: the annotation of a GenBank genome assembly
AUGGUCGAUAGUGGUGUCCCCCAGGGUUCAGUUCUGGGACCCAUUUUGCUCCUUAUCAACGUGGACGAUGCCGCAAGAGAUUUAGACUGUGAAGUAGCAAUGAUUGCGGAUGACAUGAAGAUAUGGAGUGUAAUUCGGGGUCCUGCCGACGAAGACGGACUGCAGAUGAACCUGAAUCCGUUGGAGGAGUGGUCAAACCGUUGGCUCCUGCGGUUCAACGUUGCCAAAUGUAGCAUACUUCGCCUAGGCAACACAGCCAGAUCCGCCAGCACAAGAGGCUACUUUCUGGGCGGUGCAGCCCUACAAGAGGUCGAAGCCCAAAAGGACCUCGGUGUGCUUACGACGAGUUCCCUAAAACCGUCCGCCCACUGUUCGAGGGUGGCAAAAAGCGCAAUGUCCGUACUGUACGCCAUCAAGCGUGCGUUUCUGGACUUUGACGAAGAAGCUUUCUCUAAGACAUUCGGAACAUUCAUCCGGCCGCAUUUAGAGUACGGCAUACAAGCUUGGAGGCUGUGGGCUGUUGUGGAUUAAAACUGCCUCGAAACAGUCCAGAGAAGAGCCACGAAGAUGGUUAGGGGUCAAAGCUCCUUUCCUUAUGCAACCCGCCUAGUAAAUCUGAACCUCUUUCCUUUGAGUUACAGGCAACUUAUGUAUAUGUAUAUGUAUAUAUUAAAGGGUUACAGGCAGAGCCCUUGAUGACCCUAUUUAUGUACAGUGCUUUAGCAGAUUCAUACUCAAAAAUACAAUAAAAUUGCAGAAAUUUAAAAUGUGAUUGGUUCACAGUUCAAUCGUGAUCAUAAAGUAGUGCAUAGGGUCACUGUAAAUUAGUGCGGAAUAUUGUAUAUGACAGAUUUUACAAAGCUGGCUGUGCGUAGUCAUGCUGUACAAGUCGAUUUCUGUCGAAAACUAGACGAGCAAGUUUUCUUUUAAACACACGAACUGUGUCAGCCGUCACCAUCUCGCUUGGAAGCGAGUUCCACGGCCUGACAACUCGUUGGCUGAAUGAAAAUUUUCGUCGGUCUAAACGCGUGCGCUCAUUCCUGACUUUGCAUGCAUGGGCGAACUCAAAGAAAUCCUCUGCUCUAAAUGAGCAACCCUGGCCGCGAACAAUCCGGAACGUCCAGAGUAGACUGCAGUUUAUUUGUCUAUACGAGAGUGGGAAUAGGCCAAGCAAAUUCAGCCUCUCCUGAUAAGACAAAUGCUUUAGACCGUCGACCAUCUUUGUCGCUCUGCGUUGCACCUUUUCGAGUAAGUUUAUAUCCUUCCUCAUCCAUGGUGAAGCUACUGGCAUUCCAUACUCUAGAUGAGGUCUUACAAAGACACCAAAGAGUUUUUCGAAAAGUUCGGGAGGAAAUAUUUUAAAUGCACGUCUGAUCCAAUGUAGAGUACUUGUUGCAUUGUAAAGGGGUUGGAUUGCAGUCUGGCCUUCGAGGACUUUUUUGAAUUUGCUACCACGACCAACCUCCGAGGUCACCCGUUAAAACUGCGCACUCAGCAGGCUGGAUGUGCGGAAGUUCUCCUUCUCGGUUCGGGUGGUCAAACCAUGGAGUGAGCUUCCUGCAGAUGUUGUGACGUCACCAUCUAUACCAAAUUUUAAGAAGAAUCUGGACAUAUUUAUGUUCCGAAAUGACCAAGAACGAUGAGAAGUCGAGCUCAUCCCCUGUAACUCCUUCUCAUUUUGUCCCACCAUUAUGGGCGUGUUCGAACUAUUUCAGCCCAGAACAUCUAUCUGUACACCACAAAUUUUAUACGUUGCAAAUAGGGUACUCAAAGGCUUACGCCUAUUUCCCUCAAUAAACUGAACUGAACUGAACUGCCCACAGCAGCAUUGGUAGCAGGGUCGCAUUAUUUGGACACCGGAAUAUAAUACAUGGAGAUGCCAAGCUAAUGACCGAUUCACAGAGGCAAGACCACUCCGCUUCCGACCAGCCAGGCACUGACCGGGGCAGUACUCGAAACUAUAGCUUUCACUCUGUGGGAUGUGACCGUCGCGAUUUGGCGUCUACGUCAAUUUCAUAAACCAGGACCUGAUGGUGUCCUAAUAGCAUUUUAAAAGCCGAUGCAAAUACGAUUUUCCCAUCCUUCUUAUGCAAGAUAUUUAAUCUCGCUCUUGAAAGUGAAACUUAUCCUACCUUGUGGAAGGAAUCACACAGUUUGCCCAUUCCUAAGCACGGCAAAUCUACAUCAUUUGAUGACUUUCGGCCAAUAAACACCCUCUCCGCAGUUUCGAAGAUCUAGGAGGCAUUGAUCAAAGAUAAGAUAGUGUGUCACUUAAUCUACUUAAUUUUGCUCAGCAUGGAUUCCUCAAAGCUCGGUCUUGUGACAACUGUCAACUCUCUUUCCUUGACUAUGUUCUCCAAUCUAGGGACAAUGGUUCUGCACUUUACACGGUAUAUUUCGAUUUAAAUAAGGCUUUUGAUGGUGUUGAGCAUGCUUUACUUCCCUUGAAACUGUCCUCUUUCGGCAGAAGUGCAAAAUUCUGAAAUUUAUAUUCUAUUACCUGGACGCUCGUACACAACGAGUUAAGAUUUACGCUGUUAUCUCCAACCCCAUAUGUGUGAGGAGUGGAGCCAUUCAGGGUAGUGCACUCGGCUCGCUAUUAUUUUGUCUUUUUGACAUCAACGAAACAGAUUUAUUUCAGAAUGGUAAGCCCCUCAUGUAUGCCGAUGAUCUGAAAGGUGCGUGCAGGUAUAAGCCGGAAGAUCGUGUAAUCGUGAUCGGGCUAGUAAAGAGUGAUCUAGAGGCCUUUGUCCAGGGGAUCCGCACAUGGCGCCUCUCUAUUUCUUCGCAUUAAUGCUCAGUCAUGGUGGUUCGCGACAACCACCAACCUCAAAUGUUCGUUUUCAUUUAGCUUCAUGCGUGCUGCUGAGCGGAGGAAAAUAGAAUUCGUUCAACAUUUUUAUACGAAGAGAGUUUCAACUCUGGAACACCGACACUUGUCUUACCAAGGACGUUGCCGGCUUACAGGCCUUGAUCAUUUAUGGUUUCGUAGAUUACAAAAGGGACUAUUUUUACUAGUUAAGCUUAUAUAUAAUCGCACCUUUAACGCACUCACUACUUUAAGACAUCAUGUUCACCCCUGACGUAACAGUCACUGUGAGGCCAUUUUAUAUCUUCGUGUAGCAUGUACUGUUAAAUACCGUCGGUUCUUUUCUGUACAUGUAAUUGCUUUUUGGAAAAAACUACCCAAGAAUGUGAAAACUCUGCAAAGUUAUCGUUUAUUUAGGAGAACUAUUACUCGAUUUUUGCAUUCAGAAAAACUCUCACAAAUUUUGCGAACUGAAUACACCGACCGAAUAUGUCGCGGCGAUUAAGUUCGUGGUUUCACCAGGAACAAUUUCUCUAGCCAACGGCGACAGCUGUUUUUCAGUGGUUCUGUUUGAUUCAGUCUCAACUUCAUGAAAAGUAUUGGCGACGGAUAAUAUCGAAUGCGGUUCUACCCCUGCCUUUAUUGACUGUCGUCAUUUCAUGGACAGAAUUGUCUUUCUUCCUGAACCCUCUAAACCAUAAAAACUACCAUCACGUUUAUUUUCAUUUUUUUGUGUCAGGAGUUUUUUUUUACUGCUGGCCGGAUUUGGGCCCGGUCUUACUAUGACAACGUCGGCAAACUGGCACUAAAUUCGAUUUUUGCAUGUUUCCUCAAACGGCUAAUAACGACAAACUGUAUCGUCAAUAUUCCCUCCUCGAAACAAUCAGAGCGGUGCAGCAGCUGCCCAAAUAAAAGGCAAAAGGCGCAGAUGCAAUUGCGGUCCAUAUUUUCGAGCACGACAACCCAAAAAUCGUAGAAAAUUCCACAUUGCUAUUCCAGGAGGUGUUCUGACAAGGAAACGUCCGCCAAUAUUUCACGAAUGCCAACAUCAUGCCCAUACAAACUUUGUGGUAAGUACGGAGCAAUCUACUAUCACAAUAACAGAAAAAGGUGGUAGUUUUCCAAAUAAUCUUCCGAACAGGCACUUAGAUGAUGAACUUUAUCCAGAAACGCAGCGCAAGUUUCUAAACAUCAUGAAACCAUGGACAUGAUCUCAACGGCCGGUAAACUGAAGAAAAGGCACUCGCAAACGAAAACAGCCUUCCAUAUUGCACGGUUUAUUGGAUAUAAGCCUUCAACGCAGUGAAUCCUGACGUAAUACCGUCCUUCGGAUCGUUCUGUGCAGACCAUAAGACAAUUUUACGAAGCAAUGACGGUGGGCAACAGAGGUUCUUCUUAGGCAUUCGCUAUCAGCAGAUGGAUGAGGUAUAACUGUUCUCUCGCCCCCAUUCUCUUCAGGCAACUUGAACAUCGCCACCAACGAUGCCCACUUUGUGGCCACAGCAGGGUGGGCGCAGGGACAGCGAGUUGAGCGUGAACUUGUCUGUAGUUCUAGCAAUCUUGCAAUUCAUCUUGCCUUCCUCCACCCUCGAUCACCAGGGCUCGACUUCAGGACCGCGUCAAGAUAACUGACAUCGGGCAAGAGCACAGGUGUCUGGCACGCGGCGAUCCUGCGCUUGUUCGUGUGCUGUGACAUGCUGGCCGACGCCCAACAUGAGCAGAAGCCGAGGAUCGAUAUCAACUACCGAACCGACGAAAAACUGCUUAACAUCUUUCGCCUGUAGGCCACUGGACACUACCUAUUGUCCGUGGGUUAUUGUCCGCUAAAUACCAUAAAAUUGGAGGACGUGCAAUGAAGUGUUUUACGUCUCGCCUCUGACUACUCAAAGUCGGGCCAGUUGUAAGUACUAUGUAGACGACCGUCCUGCAGAAACUGGGACAGAGUUUUGGAUACACGGAAACCUUUAAACGUCCCACAGGAUUCUCAUUGAUCCUAUGAAAUUAAUAGGCUGUUGGAGGGAUGCACGAUGGAAAAAUUGUAAGCGCGUGUCUGGCAAGAUAGCCGAUGAUCUUCCCAUCACAAUCGUUGACACUCCCUUUCAGCAACGCCCUCGACAACGCCCUUUCGAUUGUGAAGGAGGCAUAGUCGCCGGAAGAGAACUUUAUUUGCAUGACGCUUCCGGUUCCUGCUCGAACCCAUCAUCAAGUACAAUAAUAGACACGGAUGGUUCCUUCAAAAGAUGCUGUAGUAUUUAUGGGUCGCGGUCGCAAUGCUACUGCAUGUUUAUAAAAAUUUAAGGCCCUCCAUCAGGGAUUGCUAUGCUUGGUUUGACGAUUGUUCGCCAUAACGUUAUACAUAAGGCUACGUCUGCCUGUGUUUUCACAUCAGUAUCAGUAUAUUUCAGGGAAAAUAGGUGUGUACCUUUGAAAUCCCUAUUGGUUACAUGCAGAGCAUAUAUAUGGAGGAAAUGGAAAGGAAGUAACAUGGAAGAAAUGCGAGGGGAAUAGCAAAAACCGUACAGAGGAACAUAGAAUGUCAUGCGUUAACAGAAUUUAGAGGCACAUUAACCUGCCUUGUUUAUCGAAUACAGCGGGCAGUUGAGGCACACUUGAGAUACGGGAAAAGAAGUAAAAUUGUUUAGUCUACAGGCAUCGUGGUGAAUACGAACAGCGGUAUGCGACGUGGCCCAACCUAAUAAAUUACAUAAACAUGUAUUACUCAAAUGUUUCUGGUAGCAUCGUUAUAACAAUACAUUGUCAACGUUGGCUGUCAAAUUGGCCGUAGUCCGGCGUUAUCGUGGUGCGCGCUACAAUCGUCUAGAUAAUAAAUUCCGAUGAAACGGCUCUUCGUUAGGUUGCUGAAGCACCAAAGCUCCUUUUAUUUGCCUGUGGUAAGCACUGUCUAGGGCUUAAAAUCUUGGUUAUUUGUUGUGAGGAACUUUGGGAGUGGAUUGAAGCACCAAGGUGCGGGCUCGACCGUGCAAUCCACCUGCUCCCUCCCCCUCCUCCCGUCUUCAUAAAUCUCCCUUUACACCAAGUCCAAGUGGGGGGGGGGAUAGUGCGGUAGAUGUACAUUCUACAUCCAUUAUGGACUAAAUCACGCUCAAGUCACCAAGCCUGCUUGCUCUUGCUGUGGAGGCCAAUUUGGAUAUCGUCAGAUAAGACGGUCGAACUGCAGAGAUCUCGGGUUCAGUUCAAGUUUAACUGUUGAACAGAUUUCGAAGAAAAAGGACCGGUAAAUCCAGUCGAAUAAAUAAAAACUUUAUCCAUUGGAACUAACGCUGCUCGUAAAACAAGGUCUUUUAUCGCAUGAGAAAAACUCAUUAAAAUCUGUUCGCAAGAAUCUGCUUAGGGCAUGCGUUGAGGCAAGAAAUCAUCUGGAACCAGUAAGAGGAAAGCUAAACCAACUGCAAAUUAAAGUGCCCGUUUUUACGCAUGUGCAGAUGUUAGCACUAGCCAAAAUUGAACUGAAGAAAGAAUGCUUGAUGCUUCCAUUAGACUGCCGUGAAAGGGCCGACAAGGCUUACUCUAGAGUGGGUUACACCAAGCCGGGAGACAUUUAAACAAAACGUUAGUUGCAAGAUAUACAUAAAAAGAUGGGAAAAAGUGCAAUAACGUCGUGGAAAUUUAAAUGGUUUUUACUAGUUCGAAAUUGGCGCGGAAAAGCCAAACGGGCUCGCUGCCCCAUAUGUGCCUCGGAUGCGAUAAUAUCGAACGCUCAAAUGUACUUAUUAUAAUAACUACAUAUAAUAACUUUUAACUGCAAAUGAACUCCGCUCCUUUUUUGCUUUUGCCCAUUUUAUCUGUCUUUAUUACGCCUCCACACUCAUUCUGUCUACUGUUGUCUCCGUCUGCUCAUUUAGCCAUGUCCAUUUCUUGAUGCCACUGCUGCCGGUUAGCAGUUUCCGGUGAUGUACUUGCCUUAAAAUGGUAUUAAUACCUACUCUUUCGAUUGUUGAUUUUAAAUUUCAAUCGGUACAGAUUGCAUUACAGCUCCAAGGCCGCAUCAAUAAUACCGAGCCAUUGUUUACGCAGCGAAGUGCAAACACUGGGUAACAUCAAACAUUUCUCCAUUGUGAAUAUAUAGGCCUUUGCCUCAUCUAGUUAAUAGCAUUUAUCAUCAGCUGGCGUUUAUAUUUCGACAAUUGCAUAGGGUCAAAACUGUCCCGCAUACGAAUUAGCGGAAUGUGCUGGUAGUGAAUGUAUGGAAAGUGUUCAUUGUUCGCUUUUUCUCCAACAUCUGCAAUUUCUGCGUCAUUAUCAUAUGCUACGGUUUCAUUCUGAAAAUCUUUCAUGUUCUUGGCUUUUCCAUAUUUAUCAUUUCUGAUGUCGCCGUACUCGUGUCAAGUGGAAGUUUCCCAGUUUAUAAUCCAAGGUCAAUGAUUAACGCCAUUGUUCCCCCACAAAUAUAAAAUAAGGAGUCUGCAGUCAACCCAAUGUUAUAAGUUCUAAAGUCAUUUCUACUUCAAGCGUCUGUGGUAUCUUCCAUUUCAUUUCUAGGUAGACUGAACAAGAUGUUGCAUAAGGGCGCUCCUGAUCAGAUCACGGCUAAUAACAUCUUGGCUGACUCCACCUACCGCCUCUGCCCGUCUACAACAAAUCUAGAUGCCGCAGUGGCCUUAGAGGCCUCGGAACAUAAACGGAAAAUUGCUCAACUCCGACACCACUUUCUCACCCAACUCAAUUUCGCUGUCAAUGAUACGGUCGCACUGUCAACUUCCACGGCCUUUUCCCCUACGAAGUCACCAAAAGAAGCUGAAUUAAGAGCUAAAGAGUUUGAAAAUCCUCCAUCUGACUCUAUUUUUAAGUCCAAAUCAGCCAGUGAUUUUCGACAGUUAAAUUCUGGUGCUUUCAGAAAGGAUGAACCCAGCUUUCUCCUUGGGAACCCUUCGCCAGCCAUAUCGAACAGUCGAGGUGGUCUAAAAUCUGACAAUUUUUUGGCCAAACGAAAAUCCCUUCAACAAAGCGAACAGGCCACCAUUUCUGCUUUUUUGCAUUUAACAGACUCCACCCGCAAUGUGAAUACGCGCGCUUGUCAGUCACGAAAUAAUCAUGUCUCCAACGUGACCAUUAAAGUUGACAACAAUGCACGUCCGUCUUCAUCCCUAAACACCACACUUUGUGGUUUAACCGUUCAGGGAUCCGAUUUCCCUAUUUAUAGUCCUUCAAAUUGUAUCAGCGCGACUCCCACCCGGCUUCUAUCUGGCACCGAACUUUCGGUGCCGAAACCCGCCAACAGCGAGCGUAGAUCCAGUUUUUGUCAACUUGAAGACUCGGAAUUGCCGAAGUUGGGUGGCGUAAGAGUUGUGAACAGUGGGGAAACAGAUCGCCUGCCCUGCCGCAAAUGCUCGCCAUCACCGAUUCAGUCUAAUCCUGCCUUCUAUAGCUCGACAGAUGUCUUGCAAAACCGCCUUCUCACGAAACGCAAGCAGCAUAAGAAGGCAAGUGACCAUCAGAAUUCCUACAGACUGUCGGCGGACUUUGGCAACACAGAUAGGGGUCCGUGGUCACUGGGUUUGCAUUUUGAGCCAGUCCCAACGUCCUCUCUCAAGGUGGAUCCUCAACGCUUUGUCGAUGCUAAAAGACCGCACCGGGCUUACACGCCUUGGCCAGUCCGACGGGAUCAGUUUGAUCAAGAAUUUACACAUUGUUUCCACAGAGAACAUAGAGGAAAAAGCAUUUCUCCAACCCCUCGUGCCUUCUUUCCUGUCGUCAAAGAUCCGACUCCUGUACGUCGUUUUCGGCUAAACGGUAUUCUGACUGCAUAUUUACCUCAUUUACACAAGUAUUUUUCCUCACUAUCCUCUCCCACAACGUAGUUAACGUAGCAAAACUAGUUGUAUGAAAUGUCGUUGCCCGAAAGGUAGAACACAAACUAUUAAAAAUUCCUUUGCGGUAAUUAUUUAAGGCAAAAGCCAAUUACUAAUGCUCUUUCUGCCUAUCUUCGACAGAAACUAGAAGGAAAAAUCAGUUGCAUCACUUUUGAUGAAUUUUGUAACCUUAUUCUUUUCCUCUGUUGAGGCUUUCAGACUAAACCUUCCUACUUGUGCACUUGACAGAGUUUCCUUGUCUUAUGAGCUACAAAUAUAUCGCUGCAUUCACCGUCGCUGUCCAUGCACAUUCAUUCACCACAUGGGCCUAUUCGGUCACAUGCAUGUCCACGGCGGCGGAAUUCGCUACAGUAUCAGCACAUCCAGCUCACUUUGCACAUCCAUCAUCCCUUUCAUUCCCGGCUCGAUCAGCUCCGCAUCAUCCAGCGCGCCCACUACUAACAUCGCCGCCACAGCUACCGAAACUGACUUCAGCUGCUGACCUAUCCUAUCCACACUGUCACCGGAUAUCCACAUCACGCAUUGGGCUGUUCAGUCACUUGCGAAUCCAUCGCACGAAGACUGUCGAACAAGUGCUCGGAAAAUCAACAUACGUCGAAUGCCAUUGCCUCAACUGCCCGCAUUGCCUUCGCACAUUCAGCCACCGGAUGUGCCAAUUCAAUGAUAUGUGCAUUCAUAAGAACCCGCACCAAAUCACCACAUCAUGACGCAUCCCCCCACUAACACGCAUCACAUGAACACCUAAAAAACCCCACACCAUAAGUGGGAAGUGUGCUCCAGGGGACCGGGUCAUGUGUAUGGCAUGUACAGAUGGGCCGUUCUCAGUUCUGGCAGCACCAAUUGGUUGACCGACUCUGACAGCCGACUGGUGCACCUGAUAAAGGAGAGCUGGUAGAGCUGGUGAGGUCGACUCUCAGCGCACAAUUCCUAUAAACAAUCUGACGCACUUGUGACUAUUACAACAUACUGGAAGCCGGAAUUUCGAAGGUCGCCAACUAAUGCUUAAAAUCAGGCUACGCAGUCGGUCCAAGUACGUGUUUGUGUGGAGUGGCUGACUGGUUGGCUGAGAGUCAAGCCCCAUCUACUCCUCAAUAUGGCCCCCUGUGUAGGUUGUGGACCAGGGGUUUGGCGGUAGGCCUAGGUUCGGGUUUUCGCCAUGCCAGGCACCUGCGCCCUCUCCCGUUUCCGGUCUUCUUAACUCUGCCUUGACACUGGGAUAGAGAAGAGAGUGCGGUGGGCGCACUUUCUAACUUAAGCGCAAGUCACCAUCCCUGCUUUUGCCUGAGUGUGAAGCACGCGAUAGACAUAGCUGAACUCGGCGGUCGAGCUGUUAAAUUGCAUGUUAUGUGUGCGAGAAGCGCAUAUCCCGAGAGAUUAGAGUGUGGGCGCCCACUAUGGUGCUAUUCAGAUGAUAAAGACUGUUUAGCCUCAUUCAUUUUCAGAAGGAAACAAGCUUUCCAAAGUGCCCUCUGUUCAUUUCCUACACACAGGAAAUCAGUGCUCAAUCGUCCUUCCGUAGACUGUCAAACCGUGCGCCUCGCGAUCCACUGUUUGCCGAAAAUGAACACAUUAAGCCCACGGGUCUACUAUUCCUGACUGAAAGCCUUUCGACAAACGACUUUCGACGGGUGGAUCUCUCGCCUUUCUCCUCAGCGUCUUCCAAGAAUACCAGCUCCUCUUCCCCCUCUUCCUCCUCCGUCUUCUACCCCGAGCUCUCACCCCAACUCCUGCGGAGACGCCAAAGGCGUACACGUUCACUUCAGGGCAGGCAUCAGCGACACCGCUCACGACCGAGUAUAAGGGAACAGGAUCGUCUCCUUGUGGACUCUCUCACUCGACGCAUUCAACCGAUGCUGUUAGAGGGACGCGCCGCCGAAGUCAAAACCCUGCUUCUCCAUGCCCUUGCCAAGCCAAGCACGCGGGAGCGUGCUCUGCGUCUCAUUGGUCACGUUAGCGAUGCACUCUCUUCCUCCUGGGCCUCACAGGUAUUCAUAAUUCUGACCUAGAUUGUUACGUCACCUAGAAAAACCGUGACUUGUAAGGUUGACAGCUGGUGAGACGUUUGGUCCUUAUGGUGUUUUCUGAAGUCUUAUAAAAUCACCCUGGCUGCUGUGCUCGAAGAUAUCGUAAUCUGAGCCUGCAAGUCAGCAUUGGUUACAUCGAAAUAAGUUAUGUGUUUCGGUACUUUCAAUUCGAGACACCUCAGUCAGCCAUUAUGGAGGGCCUAGUCUUCUGUUGCCUUUGAGGCUGGAACCCGAUGGAACGUCUUUUCUGUCUCCACCUAAGCAUGUCUAUUUUCGUCUCUUAUUCUCACUAACUGCUACCGUUAUGUAAUCAAAAAGCAUAGUAGAGAGGACAUGUUUGUUAGAUAAUUUGCGCGUGUAUACUUUUGGAUCGUCAAUAGCGACUACAUAGUCGAUCCCUUCAGUAGGGAAACGAGGAACACCAAAAUCAAGAGUACUGCUCACAAGAUGCUACUCACUAAUGCUAGAUCCCCAUUAAACGACGACCUUCAACAAAAUGAAUUGCUUUUGCGUUUCACGCGUCCUUUCACCAAAACUAAGCAUCGUGACCCAAGAUGUCAAAUCCCGUCUCGGCAGAAGUUUUUUUUCAGUCUCCUCUUAGAGCUUCCAGAGUCUGUCAGUCCAUGUCAUUUAUUCCACACUGCUUAUCUCUUUUACAGAAGAUGAUCGAUAGAAGCCGGUAAGUUCUCUAACCUUGCACCGUUCACUCCGCCCAUUUUCCUCCCUCCUCCCCUUCCUCUUUCUUUUCCACACUACUACUACUACUACUACUACUACUACUACUACUGCUACUGCUGCUGCUACUACUACUGCCGCUGCUGCUGCUACCGCUACCACUACUGCCGCUGCUGCUGCUGCUACCACUACAACACCAACAACAACAACAACAACAACAACAACAACAACAACAACAACUACUACUACUACUACUACUACUACUACUACUGCUACUGCUACUACUACUACUACUACUACUACUACUACUACUACUACUACUACUAGUGCUGCUGCUGCUGCUGCUACUAAUACUACUACCACCACCACGAGCAGCAGCGCCACCACUACCACCACUACUACUACUGCUGCAAAUUUUUACUUUGCGUCCAAUUACUCUUCCGCUCACCUUUGUCUUCUGUUCCCCUCCUUUUCCCCGCGACCGUCCACAGUAAAUCCGUUUGCUCGUCGCCUUCGGCUAGCCGACCUGCUUUUCCUCUUCUAUGCGCCCUACCGACCAUUUUGGUUUGCCUUUACGCUUGCGAUGGUGCCUGCGGCACUAUGGGACUUCCUGUUCUUUCUCCUUCCCACCCAUCUUUUCGAUCCCCGACUGAUUUCGGCCGUUUUUACGCUUUUUGUUGGCUAA